AUGCGUUUGAAAGUUUGCAGCGUGGUUGCGGACAAACACCCACCAUGGCAACCAGCAUUCUGUGCGGGGUUUGGCUUAGAGCUGCCAGGGCGGGCAGCCGGCGUGUGGGCAGACUGCAGCACAGAGAGCACAGGUGCCUUGUUGGCUCAUGCUGGAGGAUGCUGGGGCCAGCUGGAGUCCACCACGUGCUCCGCGCAGGGGCAGGCCCAGGCUCUCCAGGCGGCCGGGAGCGUGGAGGAUCGGCUGCCACCCGUGUUCCAGGGGAGGGAGCAGAGAAAAGUGAACAACAACUUCCCAUUUUCUUCCCAUGACAACACACACUUUCUACAGAAUGUAGGAGAGGAUUUUAAUUUUGGUAUGGGCCGAAGGAAGGUGGAACCACAGAGAGGGCAGCAGAAUCAUAAGAAUCACUUCCAAUGGGCUUCUGAAUCAGCUCCUAGGAGUGAAGAUGGCAUAACCAUUUAUCAGACAUCAUUCGUGAAAGUUAAGAGCACCGAGAGCCCGUUCUGUAGGCACUACCCAAACCACUGCUCAGAAAAAUCUCGCACUGACAAACCUGUUCCUGAGAUUGAAAAUAACAUGCAGCCAAACAAAUCAUCUUAAUUAUAAUACCAUCUUUGUAGCACUGACUUAUCAUCAUCAGAACCUUUUCUGCAAAUCUCAACUACUUUUCACUCAAAUGAAAAAAACACAUGUGAAGUGAAUGAAGUGGUAAUACAGCUGAGAGUCCAUUAAAAUCAGCAUUCCUGUGUUACUCUGAAGACAUGCUUUGCUCUAAACAUGUAGUGAAGAAGAGCAUUAUGAAGAAAAGCAUGAUGCCCCUUCAACUUCAGGAUCAAUGGUAUCACUACCUCAUGCAGCUGACAGCGUCUGUGUUGACAGAAGCAUAUAAUGGAACAGAGUCUUUGAAGGUUCACCACAGCAGGGAACAAAACCAGCAUGUUCAGAUCUGAGAAAUGCUGCUCUCACUUGGACUACAUGGCCUUCUGCAGGAUGUUCUGACACCUCGACCAUCUUGGCAUUUGCUUUGAGAACAGAUGGAGAAAGCGGUCCACGAUACGCCUGCUGGCCCAAAAGUGAGAAUCUAGCAGUGCCACGAGCGGCUUGCUGGCUGACAUCAACAGCACAGGAUGCUGCAUUUGAUUAGCUUUGCUUUCACAAGAAAGACCCGCUGUAUUGUUUUGAAGAAUGUGUUUGGUUGUUCUAACAAAGUUAAAAAUCCCCCGUGGCUACGUAAAUAGAACAUUCAAAUGAAACGGCUGCGAUGUCAGGGAUUAAAAAAAGCUCACAAAAAAAGUUCUGUCUACAGAUCGCAGUCAAUUCUGAAGCUGUAUCAGUUCAGAAGAACUUCUGGAUUUCUUUCUUUUUUUAUUUCUGAAAACAGACAUCUCUGGAAAUCCCACAAGUGGCUUUCUUACUUAGCAAACAGAGCUUGACUGCGUUCUGGUUUGAUAUUUUAGCUUACAAACACUUGUGUCGAAGAUUCUGGCUCGAAUCCUGGAAUUAUUUCAGAUGCGAUGGUGUGAUAACAAAAAAAAAACAACAAAAAACCAGCACCUCUCCAGGAUUUCCUGCCUGCCUCUUACUUCUGCCAGGUUGCUGUUGCUGAACAGGGAAAGUAGAAAAGCGAACACUGUAUUCCGGGGGUUUCUUCCAGGAAGGCUAUUUCCAUGGAUGUUGUGCAAGGAAACGUCCUUCGUGUUUUGAAAAGAAAAGCAUGGCAAACACACACACAAAAAAGGGUCACAUUAGGAAAAGCAGCACAGGACUGGCAAUGAGAACUUCAGUUUUCUCUCUGUAGCAUGUUUUUCUUCUUCCAGCCCCACUCCCUGCAGAGCAAGGCAAAGUCCCACCCUUUUCCUCCCCUCAGUAUUAAUCAUUCCUCCACAUUGGUAUCUUCAAAAUGCUUUCUUGGAAAACCAUCUUUCUGACUUCCUGGUAAGCGGUGCCUUACCACUUACAUGUCGAGCACUUGUGACAGCCUUGUUAGAUUAAUUCCAGAUAUGUGGUUUACAAGGGGAAGUCCGCGUUUCUUAAACAUUCUAAUGAGUAUUUAAAAAUACCGUCAAGAAUAGAUAUUGUGUCAAUAUCUACUGUUGUUGGCCUUUAAAGAAUCAAAAUGAGGGUUUACAUUUGGUUGUUAUUUUAGAAGUAUAAUCCUACGGAUUUGUGGAAAUCAAAAAAUUGAAAAAUGUGAUAAACCGCAUUCCAUGUUAAAGCUGUUUCAAAACAGGAAGAAAAGCUUAACCAGUUAGAGAGAUUCCAGGUUUUCUUCUCUUGUUCAAUAGCAAGUAACAGAUACUCACCAAUAAAUGUUUCACAUACUAGUUGAACAAGGUAAAGACCUCCAUUAGAUUUUCUUUUUAUUAGUGACUUUUCUAACAUCCUUGCCACCAUGGUAAGCAUUCUCAAGUCGUACUUCAAGCGAAAUAACCAACACCUGCCAGAAUUUUCUUGUCUCUUCUUAUGGAAAUUUGUUUAUCCACUUCAAUUUGAAUUGGUAUAGUCUCACUUGGGUGAUUUUUUUUUACAUAUAAACAUGAAAUAUAGUCACCUGGCAAACAAAUCACAUAGUGUGUACUGAAAGUAGGCCACAAGGUGUAUGAUAAAUUUUUGGAUCUGGAAUUAAUGAUCAAAACAGUAGGCUGAGUAAUACCUUGCAUCUGAGUACAUAUUAGCUUUGCAUCUGUUUCUAACAGGAAUACAUAAGACUGCUAGAUAAACUCUCUUUAAUGGAAACUUAGCAAGCAUAAUGGGUAAAGAAGAUAUGCAACUGGGCACUAUAUUGGUUUUUUUACAGAUUGAGACAUAAUAUUGUACAGCUAUGUGGAAACUGCCUCAAAAUGAAGUAAAAAAUCUUGUGCUUUCUCAAUAGUAGCACAAUACAAACCGUUACAAGCUGGGCAAGUUUAAGGUCUAUUUAAUAGUAAAAGCAAAACAAACAUCGGAGAUUAAAAGCAAGUGAAAAGAAAGUGAUUCUUAGCAAUAGAAUAAGGCAGGAGCUGUAGACGCCUUCAUAUUAAAAAAGGCAAUUAAUAUUUAUUUCAUAUCAAAGCAGAGCACUAAUUAGGGUUGUGCUUUUCCCAUCCCCCAGGGAAAUAAUCAGAUGAGUGAAUCUCAUCUGGAAAGUUCACGUAUGGCAAUGAGAAGCUCAUCAUGAAGAUAAAACCAGGAAAGAACCUGGGCGACCUGAUGAGAUGUUCAGCCUAUCUCACAGACUUUGCUCUCUAAUGGGGUUUAAAAGACCUGGUAUUAGUGAAUUUAUUUUCCUGGAUUUCUGGUGACACUUUCUAAAAGGCCAUGAUUAUAUAUAGCUCAGUCACUUGUCAGUGUCCUUUCAUUAACGCGCCUAAAGAAUCUUAAUUGCUCAAUCAGAAUAGCAGAUUUUUUCCUCUGAUGGUAAAGUUUAAGAGGUUAUUCAAGCCAAAGACAGAAAAUGGAAAUCCUGCCCAAAUUGAUCCGAUAGAAGGAGCAAACUAUUACAGGAAAAGUCAAGCGGGACAAGGAAGGAAAUUGAAAAGUAAAUAACUGAAGAUAGAAAGAUAAACAAGAACUGAUUUUGAAUAAACCAAAAGUAAGAGUGGCGGAGGAGUAGGGGACUCCAGCAGUGCUGGGUAUUGAUGGCAAUCAAAUGACACUGUUGAAAUAAACCAAAAAAUUGAAAACCAACACGUAAGCUAAGUUAAAUGGACUUCAACAUUUAAAUGUUGGAAAUGUUAAAUAAAACACGAUCUCUUGUACCUGCUGCUUACAGCUCUGUAUUAUGAGGGUUUAGUAAAAAUUGCGCGUAGCUUUAAGUAAAAUAUCCAAGUGAUGAAGUAAGCCUAUGUUUGCUACAGGGAAACAGCUUGAAAUGAUAAGUGGGAAUGAUAUAAAAUUUUCUGCUAAUGAAAAAUUGCUUUCCCUCUUUCCCACUCUCUCCCUUUUGUUUUGUUUUUGACCAAGUCUUGUCUGUAUGUAUGCCAAAGCAGUUUGUUUUCCACUGGAAAAUGCCAACACUUGUCAGCCCUUCCAGUAGCACCAUCAGAGUCCUCUCCUCGGAAAAAAAUUAAUCUUUGGGUUUUCGAUGAAAAAUUCACAUUUCUAUCUUAAAAGAAUUUAAAGAUAUUCUUGGAAAAAAAUCCUGUUUUCAACCAAAUGUAAGCCUAGCUGCACUGGAAGAGAUCUUUGGAAAAAUAUAGCUGCUUUGGAAAUUAUUCCUUUCUGGUUUAGCAGAGGUUUGGGUUUUGUUUUUAUUUUUUGUUAUGGUUAACUUAUUAAGAGAAUGAACUCAGCCUUUGAAAUGUCUAUGAUAAGUUGACAAAGCAACAACAUUUUCAA
Molecule: messenger RNA, 4320 nt
Organism: Numida meleagris (helmeted guineafowl)
Lineage: Eukaryota; Metazoa; Chordata; Aves; Galliformes; Numididae
Gene: TEX36
Product: testis expressed 36
Exons: 9
Coding region: 1-603 (200 amino acids)
Source: RefSeq, a predicted model, not a curated record